Molecule: messenger RNA, 888 nt
Organism: Nicotiana attenuata
Lineage: Eukaryota; Viridiplantae; Streptophyta; Magnoliopsida; Solanales; Solanaceae
Exons: 1
Coding region: 1-888 (295 amino acids)
Source: RefSeq, a predicted model, not a curated record
AUGUAUGCCCCCUUAGUAUAUGCUCACAAUUUUUGUGUAUCACCUAUAGAAAUAGUCUAUGCCCUGGAGAAACUCGGGACGAAGGUGAAAUGGCCGCCAAAGAUGAGGUCCGAUCCGAGCACUAGAAAAUCCGACGCCCUUCGCGAGUUCCACCAGGAGCGCGGAUACAAAAUAGAAGAUUGCAUCAGCCUCGGGCAAGAAGUUGUAGACAUGUUGCAGCAAGGACACCUCAAAGAGCUGCUGAGCGACAAGGGGAGAAAUAACUUCGCCCGAGGCGUGCAAGGACCGCCAAAGCCACCAUCACUAGCUCGUACUAUCAACAUGAUCAUCGGCGGCAGCGACGACGCCUCCAUUAACGACGUUAAAUUUACCACCACUCACAAACUCAAACAAUCUAUUACCCACGAACGGUAUGACGGACUCGAAGAAAGUAUCAUCUUCGACGAGUCAGAUGUCGACGGUUUGACUUUCCCUCAAAAUGAUGCUCUCGUCAUUACUUUGCGCAACUUAGAUACUGAUGUUAAACGUAUCAUGGUAGACGAUGGAAGAGGAGCAUACAUUAUCCAUCCUCGAGUCCUCACCCAUAUGAGACUCGAGGACAAGAAAGUGCCACGCUGCAUCACACUAACCAGGUUUAAUAAUGUAGUUGAACGAACCUCGAGAGAAAUUACACUCCCUGUCUUGGCCGGCGGCGUGACGCUGGAGACGACAUUCCACAUCAUGAACCAGGCUACUGCAUACAAUGCCAUAGUAGGACGACCAUGGAUACAUCCAAUGAGAGCCAUCCCUUCCAGCCUAUACCAAGUAAUCAAAUUCCCAACACCUUGGGGGAUAUUCAUCAUACGGGGAGAACAACGCACAUCCCGGGAGUGCUACCGCAUCGCCUAA